AUGGCACCUCCAAAGGAAGCUGAGGUUGAGCUUCACGCCAUCAGCCGAACCCCCGAAUACGAGGAAUUCAUGACCAAGCUGAGAGCUUACCAUCAGGAGCGAGGCACGACUCUCGAGACCGAGCCCAAGGUCGGACCGGUUUAUCUUGAUCUGUACAAGACAUUCAACCAUAUUGUUGCAAAUGGCGGCUACGACAAAGUGUCCGAUGAGAAGCUAGCUUGGCGCCGGAUGGCUGAGCAGCUUGGCAUACACUCCUCCAACGUAGCCUCGACUGCUUUCUCUCUAAAGGAGAAGUACUACAAGAACCUUGCUGCCUAUGAGAUCAAGUUUGUUCAUGGCAAGGAGCCCCCUCCCAAGGACAUCUUGGAGGAUGUGUCGGCCAAGGGUGGCGGUCUUUUGAGCCGCACUAGGGAGAACUUCCGCGGAGUCAAGCGCGAUAGCGGCACAGUUGGUGACUCUGCGGCUGCUUCUGGAGAUGACGGCACCCCUACCCGAGAGCGUCCAACCCCAGAUGCCGCUCCCACAUCCAGCGUUCGAGCUUCACGAGGCCUGCGCGAGGCUCCACCUCAGAGAGUCAUUUUCCAGCCAGACACCGGCCCCUCCAGACCAACCCGCCAUGUUUCUGGCCAGCAGCUAGGCCAUGCCGCCACACCUAAUCCCACCGGUCAGCCAGGCGGCCAUCAUGCCACUCCACAGCAGGUCCAGCACACUCCUGUUCCUCUUCCGCAUCAGCCCCGGGCGGCGCCUCGUGGGCCGAGCGGCAGCUUCAACCCGCCCGAUGCCGAAAAUACCUCGACCGGUGUCGAGUCGUUUCUCCCACGUUCUCUGCAGCAGCAGCAACACAGUAUCCUUCCAAUGCGCCCUGUUGACACGCCGAGUAACAAUCCGGUCGAGUUCGCUCGACGUCGUCAGUUUAGACGCUCCCUUCUGGAGCCUCCUCGCCGUAGUGGGCCCUAUCCUGGAGUUGGAUACGACGGGCCGAACAUUUACAUCCGUUGUCUAUACGCCUUACGCUCAGGCACCUUCGAAGAGCAGCAGUUCGCACUCUACCACCUUGUCAAAAUUUCGUACGAACGUCAUGACAAGUUCAAGUUCGAAGGGUUUCCCGGGCUCAGUGAAGGCCUGGUAGAGAAGGUAUUGGAAGUCGGCAGCAUCUUCUACAAUGUGAAGUGGAAGAUUUCUUGGGUGUCUCAAGUGGCUGCCGACAAUUUCGACACUCUCGAUGGUAAUGAAGGAACGGAAGACAUCCUGGAGCGCAUCGACAAUCUCGAACCGAAGCAAGUCAAUGAGCUCAUUGUGCCCGCAAAGCUUGCCGACAAGAUGAUACUCAUCAACGAGGCCGCUCUGACGCUGAGAAAUAUGUCUCAGCUCCGGGAGAACGCCGCUCAUCUGGCCGAGUUCCUGCCAAUCAAGGACCUCAUCUGCAUUGUGCUUAGUCUUCCAGAGCACGAGUUGGUGGUGGAAGUAAAGCAUGCAAUGCUCGACAUUGCCGAGGCUUUGACCCCCUACAUUGAAAUCGACUCGAGCGACCCCUUGUACAAGGUUCUCAUGUGGCUUCUGAACGACUCUGACGAUCGCGGCAUCAUACUCACCACUCUCCGCGCACUCGGACGCAUCUCGAUGAACCUCGAAGCUACCAACAGAUUGGACAAGGUUCCUACGGCUGUUUUGACCAAGAUCGGCGAGUUGAUGCUACUCAACGACGACGAGCUGAAGGAUGCUUGUCUCGAUUUCUUGUAUCAGUACACGGCAGUCGUCAGCAAUGUCGACAACCUGGUCAAGUCACUCAACUGUGAGCACCUGGUUCAGCACCUGGUCCGCCUUCUUUCCCACAACGCUAGGCGAUACCAGGAAGAGACCCUUCUGAAGCCCAUGCCCAAGUCGCCCUCGACCGAUGAGCCUGCUGCUAUGCCCGAAGACCUACUGCAAGAUCUCUUGAAGCUGGAUGAGCCCGAGCGGUGCAACCAGUGGGUCAAGUGCUUCUUCGAAGAGGACAAGGAAUCCUUUGUUACUCAGAUUGCAGCCUGGCAGGCAUACCAGAAUGCUUUCAAAUCGGCGCUCCAGGCCAUUGGUCAGCCCCUCAUUACACCGGCUGACUUCAUUCGCAACAGCUGUUCGGUCUACAAGGGCUCCAAGGCUGAGGUCUGGGCUGGCAGCGGGGUUCCUGGAGAAGUCCAGCAGAAGUUCAUCAUUCAUGGCAUUCGAUGCCGAGUUCGACCUGUGGGCAUUGAGGGCCAAGUCUUCCUUCGAUGCUUGUGGGACUCGACGUCUGGUCGACCAAAUGAGAAAUGCGGCCACUUCUUUGGAAGCAAGGAGAAGAUGUGGAACCAUGUUGUUGCGGUCCACCUCAAGCUGGCACGCAAUGAGCAGGGUGGCUUCGACAACAAAGAGGAGGAGGUCAGAUGCCAGUGGGCCGACUGUACCAAGUAUCCGAAGCCCACAAAGAUGAAGCUUGCCCUGAUGGGCCACCACCUCCAGACUCACUGCUGCCAGAUCUUCAACGGCAUUGUCAUCAACGAGAAGAAAGCACAGGCUGGACCCCAGCCUAGUGACAAUCUUGUGGUCCACUUUGAAGAGACAGCCACAGCUCCUGACGAGCAGAACCCUGCAGCUCCUCCUCAAGCGGCUGGAAUUCCCCUCAGUGCAGUGCUGAUUCUCCGCAAUAUCGCCCGCAAUGUGGUCAAGACACCUGCGCAGGAAGACCUCCUUAAGCUACAUGAGCUUGGAGGUGAGGCUGGGGGCUGGAACGAGCGACUUUUCCGGACUUUGCUCCCUCGUCUCUACGAGGUAAUGACUGAAAACAAGGUUCUACGACCCCAUGUGUUCUCACUCAUUCAGCUCGCCGAGUCAGAGAGAGAUAUUUAG
Messenger RNA from Colletotrichum higginsianum IMI 349063, 2865 nucleotides. RefSeq names its product Arid/bright DNA binding domain-containing protein. The transcript has 3 exons. Gene Ontology annotation, molecular function: DNA binding. Bases 1 to 2865 code for a protein of 954 amino acids. Gene Ontology annotation, biological process: regulation of DNA-templated transcription. Lineage: Eukaryota; Fungi; Ascomycota; Sordariomycetes; Glomerellales; Glomerellaceae. The record is from RefSeq and is a predicted model, not a curated record.